Molecule: messenger RNA, 487 nt
Organism: Spea bombifrons (plains spadefoot toad)
Lineage: Eukaryota; Metazoa; Chordata; Amphibia; Anura; Pelobatidae
Gene: HSBP1L1
Product: heat shock factor binding protein 1 like 1
Exons: 5
Coding region: 66-356 (96 amino acids)
Biological process (GO): cellular heat acclimation
Cellular component (GO): nucleus; cytosol
Molecular function (GO): transcription corepressor activity
Source: RefSeq, a predicted model, not a curated record
UCCAAGCGCCGGGUGAGCGCGCAGAGGAAGUGGAAUGUGCAGGUGCUGGAGGGUUGUAGGAAUGAAUGGAAGACGCUGCCUCUCUUAAAACGUCUCAUAAGGAAGCCAUCGAUUGCUCCGGUGACAGUCACCUCUGUUCCUGCACCAUGGCGGACAACGACCCCAAGACUCCGCAGGAUCUCUCUGAUUUUGCUGAAAGUCUCAUGAAGAACCUACAGGACAAAUUACAAGUGCUGUCUGACCAGUUGACACAGAACAUGGAUGAAAUGGGCUCCAAGAUCGAUGAACUUCAGAGGAAUGUUAUUGACCUGAUGACACAAGCCGGUAUAGAAAACCCUGAUGAUGUGGUGCACUAAAGGAUGAAGACUUGGAUGAAGAACCAGCCAUGCAGAACUGCAUGGCGAAAUUUGCCAAAUGCAAUGAAAACAUUUUUUUUGUAAUAUUUAUUUUUAAAAACAAAACCAAUAAAAUGUUAUGACAGAGGAAA